This is a messenger RNA of Prunus dulcis (almond), 947 nucleotides long. Its product is annotated as lysine-rich arabinogalactan protein 18. The transcript is spliced from 2 exons. The record is from RefSeq and is a predicted model, not a curated record. The coding region runs from base 45 to 707 and encodes 220 amino acids. NCBI's taxonomy places the organism in Eukaryota, Viridiplantae, Streptophyta, Magnoliopsida, Rosales, Rosaceae. Gene Ontology annotation, cellular component: plasma membrane.
ACACUCUCUCUCUCUCUGUCUGAUUUCCAUUGUCAUCGAUAGAGAUGGAGCGAAACAACGUGUUCACAAUCGCACUCAUCUGCAUUCUCGUAGCCGGAGUCGGAGGCCAAGCUCCGGCAGCCGCGCCGACAAAGUCUCCGGCGUCUCCAGCUGCGACCACACCCACUAGUUCACCACCAGCUGCAACCACACCCACCACUUCACCACCAGCUGCAGCUCCCACAAAGCCCAAGUCACCAUCUCCAGUCGCUUCCCCAAAAUCGGCUCCACCCGCUUCAACUCCGGUGUCGGCGACACCCAAGCCUGCGGCCGCGGCUCCAACUCCGGUGGCUACUCCUACUGUUGCCGUUUUACCUCCAUUGCCAGCUCCAGUGAGCUCACCACCUUCUAAGGCUCCGGCCAGCUCCCCACCGGCUAAAUCUCCUCCGGCAGCCGCUCCGGCUCCAGUCGCUGAGCCACCGACUACACCUGAGGCUCCGACUCCAGCUCCUAGCAAGAAGAAGUCUAAGCACAAGUCUCCGGCGGCUGCUCCCACUCCAGCUUCGGACAGCCCACCCGCGCCUCCGGCUGAGGCUCCUGGAGCAGCGAGCCCCGGUGCUGAAACCCCUGCUCCUUCUGUAGCUGACGAUCAGAGUGGAGCAGUGAGGUGCCUGCACAAGGUAGUCGGAUCCAUUGCAUUGGGAUGGGCAGUUUUGGUAUUAUUCUAGAGAUUGAGAUCGGGAUCUGCUGGUACCUGAAAUGGAACAAGGACGGUGUUAUUUCGUUGUAAUGUUGUCCUUAUUAUUUUAAUCUUUUGUCCACCGUUGUGUUCAUUAUUACAGAUCUAGAAGAAGAAUUCAUAUUUAUUUACCAUUUAUUUCUCUUUAAAAAACCACUUUUAUUAAUUUAUCCUUUGUAUUCUUUUGUCACAUCUCAAUUCAGUCGCUCCUUUGUCUUGGUGACUCUCA